Messenger RNA from Notolabrus celidotus (New Zealand spotty), 7734 nucleotides. RefSeq names its product synaptotagmin-2-like. Gene Ontology annotation, molecular function: clathrin binding; calcium-dependent phospholipid binding; syntaxin binding. The coding region runs from base 412 to 1710 and encodes 432 amino acids. Lineage: Eukaryota; Metazoa; Chordata; Actinopteri; Labriformes; Labridae. The record is from RefSeq and is a predicted model, not a curated record. The transcript has 10 exons. Gene Ontology annotation, cellular component: axon; dense core granule; synaptic vesicle membrane. Gene Ontology annotation, biological process: regulation of calcium ion-dependent exocytosis; regulation of dopamine secretion; synaptic vesicle endocytosis.
GGGCAAGAGGAAGGGGGAAAAAAACUGCAGUGUGUGAGAGUGUGUAGUUUUCAUCCCUCCCCUGAGCAGAUCUUAAUCAAUUUCUGUACUCCAGUCUUGGGGUGCGUUUGAAUGGGUGUCUGUUUGUGUAAAUGUGGUAGAGUUUACAGGAGGACAGAGUAAAAGGUGUGUCUAGAGGGCUGUGUUAGACUCCUGACUUGUUCAUGCUGAAACUGGAAAUAAGUAAGAGAAGAUUGAUUCUUUUUCUCUCUAUCUCAAAGUGUCUCCGAGCCUGAGGAGAAGGGGAAGAGCUUAGUAUCCAGAGGAGAGCGACCUGCACAAAAGGACUUUCUGACUGACAACAUCUUCACUGUGAUUACCUCCAGACACUUCUCACGAUCGAGAUUUGGCUGGACAGUGCGUGCAGCCUAAAUGACGAAGUGGAACUUGUUCAAGCAUCAGACGACGCCCAUGGUUGCUGCUAAGCCAACGGGGGCCAGUGCCUUGACUGUGACUCCAGCCCCUGUCGCGUUAGUGUCCAAUGACAACUCCACGGAGCCGGUCGACAAGAACGAUGCCUUCGACGAGAUCAAAAACAAGUUCCUGAAUGAAAUCGACAAGAUCCCACUGCCGUCCUGGGCCAUCAUCGCCAUCGCCGUGGUCGCUGCUUUACUCAUUCUAACAUGCUGCUUCUGCAUCAUCAAGAAAUGCUGUUGCAAGAAGAAGAAGAACAAGAAGGGCAAGAAGGGGAAGGGUGACAUGGGGAUGAAGAACAUGAAAGGGGGAGAGAAACAACAGGAUGAUGAUGAUGAAGAAGAUGAUGUGGAACCUGGACUGACCGCAGAUGAAAAAGAGGAAGAAGUGAAGGAGAAAGAGAAGCUCGGGAAGCUGCAGUACUCCAUUGACUAUGACUUCCAGGAGAACAAGCUGACUGUGGGAAUCCUGCAAGCAGCUGAUCUCCUCUCCAUGGACAGCGGCGGCACCUCUGACCCCUACGUCAAAGUCUUCGUCCUCCCCGACAAGAAGAAGAAGUAUGACACAAAGGUCCACAAGAAAACUCUCAAUCCUGUCUUCAAUGAGACUUUCACUUUCAAGAUUCCCUUCCAAGAGAUGGGAGGAAAGACUCUGGUGAUGUCCGUGUAUGACUUCGAUCGCUUCUCCAAACAUGAUGUCAUCGGAGAGAUUAAGAUACCAAUGAACACCCUUGACCUGGCAAAGCCGCUUGAGGUGUGGAGAGACCUGGACAGUGCAGAUCAAGAGGAGCCGGAGAAGCUGGGUGACAUUUGCAUCUCUCUGCGUUACGUCCCCACUGCUGGCAAACUUACCAUCUGCAUUCUGGAGGCCAAGAACCUGAAGAAAAUGGACGUGGGUGGACUGUCAGAUCCUUAUGUGAAGAUUAACCUGCUGCAGAAUGGAAAGAGGCUGAAGAAGAAGAAGACGACAGUGAAGAAGAACACUUUGAAUCCGUACUACAAUGAGUCAUUCAGCUUUGAGAUUCCUCUUGAGCAGAUGCAGAAAAUCCAAGCCGUGAUCACAGUGCUGGAUUAUGACAAGAUUGGCAAAAACGACGCCAUCGGGAAGAUCUGGGUGGGAAGCAAGUCCACAGGGGCCGGCCUGAAACACUGGUCCGACAUGCUCGCCAACCCCCGCCGCCCCAUCGCCCAGUGGCAUCCACUGCAGCCAGAAGAGGAGGUGGAUGCCUCCCUCGCAGCCCUGAAUGCCAAGAAGUAAACUCCCACCAGAAAUCCCACUUCCACCUUACCUACCCAUGCAUUUCCCAUCAUUCUCCCCAGGUCCCACAUAACAGUGUAUAUUCCAGAAGAACACCCCGACUGUACAUCUGCUCCCUCCACCUCCUCCCUCCUCCUUCCCCUUUCUCUGCCACCUUUCAAAAGAUCCAUAGAUACCAUUCAACAUGAUGGGAAAUAUAGUUUAAAAAAAGCAUCAUGUUAAAAGAAAUCAUGUCAUUGAAAAAAGAAGACAAGUCACAGGAUGGACAGAUACUCCGUUGAUUUCCUUUAGAUCUAUUUUUGUAUUGGGGUUGUGGUUCCAUGAAUAAGAAUACAGAGUAGACAAUGAAGAGUGCUAAAUGGGGAUCUGGUGAUAGAGGGGAUAACACAAACAUUCACUCAUGUUGUACUUCUCACCCUUUCCCUUUAGUGACACACUUUGCUUAGAAUAGUGCUCAAUAAUAAUAAUAAUAAUAAAAUGCUUUAUACUGCCAUAUAUGAUAGAGAAAUAACACAAGCAGGUCCAUUCCUUAGGUGUAUUUAUUGUGCACCAUGUUCCACACCUGCCAGUUAACAUUCUAGAUGAUUCUGUUUGUUUGAUGUACAUUCCUAGAGUUGGGUAGCGAGUAGGGAUAGGCACAUAUCCAGUUACCCACAAACACACUGCCUUUUUUCAAUUCGUUGACCUUCCGCCCAUCGUCUCAGGAAAACUGAGAGGAAACUGAAGCUCCAUGCCUUUUUUUCUAAACGGGUUGUUAUCAUUCAAAUAUUCCAAGAAAUGAGAAAAUCGUUGGGUUCAAGAUGCUUGAGCGCUUGUUUUUUUGGGGUGACUUAAGGCUCAGUUGAUCCAUGAAAUGGUACGUCAGGGAACAGGGAGGGAUGGAUUUUCAGUUGAAGAAAAAGUGUAUUUUUUUGACUGCGAGUGUCAUCCGAAACGACAAAAAAGCGAGGAAAAAUCAGAGCAGGUUCAACAGAGACUGAUUCCACCCACCAAUGACAUGAUAUUUACAAGGUGUCGAUUACUGCCUGCAGUCUACCACCUCCCCUCCCAACGCCUCUGAUUCUGUAUCUCACUUGUUCAGUGCUACUGCCAUUAGUCAUGGACUUGACACAAGGGUUUUACUUCAAAGAAAAUCCCUAUAACCGUCUUACAGUCAUAAAGGAGACAAGCCUUCAAAGUAACAAAAUAAGCAAUUUUCAACUACCAGGGACGCCUUCCAGUUAAGCGGUGUUGUUCUCUUCAUUUUUUCUUUCUCCUUACUUUUUCUAUUUCUUCUUUUUUCCUUUUUAUUUAUUUUUACUUCCAACACUUUUAUUCCUCAAGCACUUUAAACCCAAAUGUUACAUUCAAGUACCCUCAGAAACCAGAGCUUUAAUUAUUUAUUUAAGAAAUAUCUGCUGGUUAAAAUAAGAGCAAGGGUGUGCAUUAUGUUAGCAUCUUUUUUGUUGCCGUUGCUUUUUCUGUAUGUGUUUUUGAUUGUUUGAAUAUUACGUUUCUCACUUGAUUGCAAAGACACGGUCAGGAAGGAGGCACUGAUCCAUGUGUAUUUUAUACACAGCUUACCAAACUGUUGAAUUUAAUUGCACUACUGGGUAUUAAUUAUUCUGUUCUGUGGUAAUCUGACGCUGUUCUCUGAUCUGUGUAUGUUUUUUUCUUUUUAUUGAUCAAAUGUUGUGAGAUUGAAUUUUUCUGUGGCACAUGUAACAUGCCCGACAGUUCUCCUCAUUUCAGUGAAAUCCUCUGAUAAAGAAGAGACAGGUUCCAGUCCGAUGCUGCUUCCUUUUCAAUCAGUAUUCUGUUGAAGAGAAAUUCUGAGGAUGAGCUCAUGAAAAAAAAAACUUAUCAGCUCUUACUAAAUUGGUGAAAGCUUAAUUCUAAUUAAAAUCCAGAUAUGCAUCAGUGCCGAGUUGAUAAUUAAUAUCAGUGCUGCCCGUUGACUGUGUGCUGAGAAAUGCAAAGUCAAUGUAGACAUUACCGCAGUUUUUUGGGGUAAUUUUAUGAAUGUUGGCUCUUGUAUCUUUCUCUGUUGGAAAAUUGUAUCUUUUUAUUUUUGUAAAACCAACCUAGACCAUGUUUUAGAUUUCUGUUUUUCAUCUCACAUUACCUUUAUUCUUCUGUUGAAUGAAGCAGCACUAAAGAAAAAGGCAACAUGGAAGCAAUCAAGCAACCCAUUGGUGUGUAGUUUUGCCUAUAUACAUAGUUCAUACACGUUGAUACUGCAUGUUUAUACAAAAAUACUGUACAUAAGAGCAUGUUUUAGAGACGAAGCAAAAAUAUCUCGUGUACGUAAAUGGGUGUCAUUUGUCAUUUUAAUAACACGACGGAGGGAAAAAAAGAUGCACUGUAUAUUUUCUAAAUGAAACAAAUGUGUAUUUAUUUUCCAUGAGGGUCAUUGGAGAGAAUGUCAUACAAAUAUUAGAGUACUACUCCUAAUAAGAACCUUUCCACGCCUGAAAUUCUUAAGCAAGUGUGUCGUCCAGUACUGUGUGUGAGUUCAUGUAGGAUGAAAAUGUAGCCGCAUGCUUGCUAUCUAAUUCCUUGUGAUCCAAAUCUUUAUUUUUCUGCCAUUUUUUUUCUUACAGCACUUAUCUGAAGGCCAAUGUUUGACUUAUUCCUGGAUUUUAUUACAUUCCCAAAAGAUAUGUUUUGAGUUUUUAAUCUUUGGGACGGUGGGAGGGGUCUCCAAGUCUAUAAGGAAACAAUUUUCUAACAACAGAUUUGGCUGUCUGAAAAAUUGCAUUGAAAUAGGUUGAAUAAUUCAUCAAUCCGUAGGUGGAUUGUAGGAGUUGACAUUAGUGCCAGUACUGAUACAGAAUCGAGUCCGUUGGACCAUAUCUUUGUAUAAAUGUAUCUCCAGGGGCCAAAAUAUGAGUUGUCUCAUUCCAGUGAACACGAACGACUUGGAAUCCUUUCCUUUCUUUCUUCACAUGGAACUUUAUUUAAUUUUUUUAUUUUCCUCUUCUAUUUAAAUGACCUGAAACCCUUCACGGCUGUGUCUCUUUUACUGUGUUUAUUAUACAAUACGUGUAUGUGUAUACAAGAUAAAUGAAUAAGAUAAAUCUAAAGCCAUAAAACUCAAGCACUAACUCUUUAGAGCUCAGCUGAGUAGCUAGAGUUUAUUUAUGAAGAAAAAAAAAUCCAACAUGUCUGCGGUUUCCUUGGCCAGUGUUUCUCUUUUACAUUCGGUUCAGAGGUCUUUGUUCAUCAAGAGGGCAAAAUCCAUUUUACUGUACAUGUGAGCAUUGAGAACAGUUGUGAGUUUAGUAGAGUGAGUGUGUCUUUUUCUACUUUCCGAGCUGUUGAUGUCCUUGUUUCAUAGAGGUAGCUGAUUUUACAGUAUUGUGAUUAGUCAUGUAUAUGCCUUGUUUUGAUAGUAUAAAUAAUAGAUCUAAUAUCACACUAGGUUCUCAAUAAUACUGCUAAAAUUAUAUACAUAUAUACAUAUAUAGAUAUACGAAAGUGUGUUCUAUUCUUUGGGCUGAGUGCAAUUAAUGAACCAAACUAGGCCACUCUUCUUCAAGUUUCUCUUCUUCCAGUUUAGCAGCAGAAUGUAAGAGUGACUACAUGUACAAUCAGUUACACACUGAUGGUUAUUUACUGCUCACGCUGAUGGUUUUUGUUAGCCUGUUUAGCUUUGCUCUCAAGCAACAAAACAACAUGGUUAGAGAUCUGAAAGAACUACAGCUGAAAAAGAGGAACGUAAAAUCGAGGCACCCAAGUUUUAGGCCUGAAUCCCUCCCAUAGAACUAUGCAUUGAGUUAUGGUUUUAACAAAUGAAAAACACAUAUUAUGUCAAGCACAUGAUAUAAAUUUGAAACACAUUUUUUCAAGUUACUUGAAAUAAGUUUGUUCUUUCUCACGAGAUGAGAAAACUAACACAACUCUUGUGUUUGUGCAGUAAAUAUAGCCAGAGCUAGGAGAAUGCUAGCUUAGACUAGCUCAGCCUAGCUUAGCGAAAAGACUUGGAAUAAAGGAAAAAGCUAGCCUGGCUCUUUCCAAAAGUAACAGAAUCCAUCCACCAACAUUUUUACAGCUCAAACCAAUCCCAGGUUUUUCAUUUCUCAACUUCACGGUGACAAAAAUACUCCAGGAAGUCACCGCUCUGAGAUUAGGAACCAUCUGUUACCUCCCUGAGGUUUAACACUUUAGUUGGUGUUCAGGCUGACUGAAUAAGAUAUUUUGAGCUGUAGAGUUGCUGGGAGGUACCUUUUUAACUUUGGGUAGAGCCUGACAAGCUUUCUUCUCCGUUUCAAGUCUUUGUGGUAAGCUAAGCUCGGCUAGCUGACACCUAGCUAGUACCCAGCAGCUUAAAACUUAUAGGACUAAGAAAAGGGGUAUCAAUCUUGUCUUGAUAAGAAGGCAAAUAUGUCCUUAAACAUUCCUUUCCUUUUCCUCUUCCUUUAGGUUUACCUCAGUUGCCAAUUUUUUAUAAAGUAAACUUUAAACUGCCAUCUAAUCCUCCUGGCAACAAUCCUCAAUGUGCCGUGUGAAGCCGCACAUUGUCUAAUGCAAUAUUAUAGUUACUCACUGUCCCAUAAAUGCUACUGACUGUGACCAAAUAAUGCACUGAGAACAAUUCAUAUACAAGAUUUCAGUGCGUUUCAAGAUAUAUACUGCCAGUACCCAAUCACAGCUGCCUGCAUUCGUCAACACUGUUUGAAUCUGCAAAGCCAAAAUAACAAUUCACGCCGAGGCAAACAGAACGCAUCAAGUGACUGAUGAGGCAGCUGUGAUUUCAGGUUAACUUAUAGCACAUUUAACAGAUUUGUUUUUACUGUAUUUUCUGUUACUGUUCGGGUCACCACAGUCACAUGACCACCUGAGUUCUAUGGGGGACCGAAACUGGGAGCUGUGUGUGGAAAAAUAAAUGCAGUGUAGGCCCUUUAGCAGACAUGGUGCAAAAAAACACAGCACUAAAAUUUAAAUAGAUACAAUAUACAGUACAGGUCUGCAUGUUAUGGGACACAUUACUCAUUCCUAAAUGUACAUCUAUGUGUGUAUGACCGUAAUACUCAAACAAUCUUAGUUUUACUUUGAAAUAUGGGGGUUUUCUGUUCUAUGUAGAUGUACAAUACCUUAUGCACAACUGCGCCUGAAACUACGUGCUGUUUCAGCUGUGCAGAGACCGUUUCAAAAGCACCAGUCUUCUUCUUCUUUUUCUCUUUUUUUUUUAAAAAGAACGCUGGGAUUUAAAAAGGGAAAUCAUCCAAAACUUCAGUAAAACAUUUUACCACCUUGUCAAAAAAAUGUGUUGAGAAGCCUCUAGGCACCACUUUGAAACAUGUUGUCUUGUCUCCUCUAUUACUCGCUGUAUUUCUUCUUUGUAUUCUUGUGCAUAUGUGUAAUCACUCCUUUUGUCCUUUACUUUUUGUGAUGUACGCUGUUAAUGUAGAAUGUAGGUCUGUAUUUGAACCAAUGCCAGAAUCACGUUUGCUUUUUGUUUUGCGUCUGUGUCCUGUUUAAAUGUAACCAGCUAUGUUCCAUCAGUAUCAAAAGGAAGCAGGCUCACUGAUUCCUCCACUGAAUCUGCUUCUGCUGAGCGUAAAGAAUGCCGGCCUUCAUGUUUACAACAUGGACAUACUGUAUACUGCCAAACAUGCAGGACCGUACCAAACUCCCCUCUUGAGCGCUUAGUCCUCCACCUCUCAUCCCCGUGAUGCAACUGUACUCUCAAGACUCUUUUUUCUUUUCAUUUCCCCCACCUCUUUCUCUUCUUCUUCUUCAUCAUUUUAAAAGUGUGGGAGGACGGUCAGGUUGUGUCCUCUAGCUGUGUUUCUUCUUCGUGUCUAGUGUCGUGGUGCGCGUGUUCAUGUCAGUACUUGUGCCUACUGUGGAUCGCAUGCUUUAGCCCUUGACUGGACACAAACGUUGCUCACAAACUCCUCUUGACCCUUAUGUGGACAAACGUUGGGAUCCUUAUAAAGUUAUCAAGGGAACCAAAUAACUUAUUACAAAUUUAUCAUAUGUGUUACCAGUUCUGUAAAAAAAAGACAAAUAGGAAAUAAAGGCCUUUUAAUUACCAUG